AUGGAGCGCCCGACCCGGCCCUACGCCCCGGGCGGCCGGGAAGACUGCUGGAGCGACGACGCCACGUCAGUGCUGAUCACGGCCUGGGGCGACCGUUACCUCCGUCUCAACCGCGGCAACCUCCGCCAAAAGGACUGGACAGAAGUCGCCGACGCCGUCAACUCCCGCCGUGACGGCGCCGUUUACAAGACGGACGGGCAGUGCAAGAACCGAAUCGACACGCUGAAGAAGAAGUACAAGCUCGAAAAGUCCAAGCCCUUCCCGUCGUCCUGGAUCUUCUACGACACUCUCGACUCCCUCAUCGGAGUCCCCUCCUCCUCAAACGCUGCCGUUUUGAACAAACCCUCAAAGCAGCCGCUCACUCUCGCCCUGACCCUCAAAGCCGCCGACCCGCCAAGCCCGGAGAGCGAUGAUGACGUGGAGGAGGAGGAGGGGGGAGUAGGGUUGGGGGGUGGGGCGGCGUGUAGGGAAUUGGCUAGGGCGAUACUGAAGUUUGGGGAGAUUUAUGAGAGGAUGGAGAGGUCGAAGCAGGAUCAGGAGGUUGAGCUGGAGAAGCAGAGGAUGGCUUUUACUAAGGAGCUUGAGGUGGAGAGGUUGAAUAUGUUUAUGGAUGCUCAGUUGGAGCUGGAGAAGAUGAGGAAGAAGCGCCCCAAAUACUCUCAUUCUUCCGGUACUGAUUCACUGGGUUUUCGUGCAUUUUCGCUUAGACAAUUUUGUUCAAUGCCUAUUCUACAAGCAACUGUUUUACAAUCUAGUUUGAACUUGUCACAUUGGUGCUUUGCGCGAGUUAUAUUUCACUAA
This is a messenger RNA of Fragaria vesca subsp. vesca, 801 nucleotides long. RefSeq lists its product as uncharacterized. Gene Ontology annotation, cellular component: nucleus. The record is from RefSeq and is a predicted model, not a curated record. NCBI's taxonomy places the organism in Eukaryota, Viridiplantae, Streptophyta, Magnoliopsida, Rosales, Rosaceae. Bases 1 to 801 code for a protein of 266 amino acids. Gene Ontology annotation, molecular function: transcription cis-regulatory region binding. The transcript has a single exon.